UACUUCCUCGAGGCCGCGUAUCUGCGCGCGGGUCGGAAGUCCGAAUCCGAGAGGACAAAAAAAGACAUCAAAACAAUAAAUAAACACUGUCAAACAUUUGCUAAUAUGGAUCCUCACACAGAAUAUUAAUCUGCGGAUUGAUAAAGCAGCGUUAGGACUGAUCAAUAAGCGCAUAUGAGGCGAUUGAGAGGCGCUGAGGGGGAGUUAGCCGCAGCUGCUAACCCACGAGACUGAGUUCAGACUCAAAACUGAUGGCAGAUUUCACUGAUUUCAGCGUGAUUUCAACUGUAAACUCCACACUCCGGUGAUUUUAAGUGACAGGCGUGUGCGUGGUGUUAGUUGACAGUGUUUAAGUUAAGUUACAGAAGGGUUUUUGUUCAUUGAGGCCUGCUGCAUGAGGAGUCAGUUAACAGUUAAACGGAUAAUUCAGAUAAAAUCACACAGAUUCAGAGGGAUAAACGGUGAAAGAUGUCGGCUCAGGCCCAGAUGAGAGCCAUGCUGGAUCAGCUCAUGGGCACCAGUAGAGAUGGAGACACAAUGAGACAGAGGAUCAAAUUUACAGACGAGCGUGUUUGUAAGAGUCAUCUGCUGGAAUCCUGUCCAAAUGACAUUCUGUCUGGAACUCGCAUGGAUUUGGGGGAGUGUGUUAAAAUUCAUGAUCUCGCUCUGAGGGCAGACUACGAGAUCGCCGCUAAACAGCAGGAGUAUUUCUUUGAACUAGAUGCUGUGGAGCAUCUGCAGUCUUUCAUCGCAGAUUGCGACAGAAGAACAGAACUGGCCAAAAAACGACUGGCUGAAACGCAGGAAGAGAUCAGCGCUGAGGUCGCUGCAAAGGCAGAGCGUGUGCACGAGCUGAACGAGGAGAUCGGGAAGCUACUGGCGCGUGCGGAGCAGUUGGGUGGAGAGGGGAAUGUUGAGGAGGCUCAACAGGUGCUGGAGAAGGUGGAGAAAACACGCAUCCUAAAGAGAGAGGCAGAGGACAUCUACCGCAACUCUAUGCCUGCCUCCAGCUUCCAGCAGCAGAAGCUGCGCGUGUGUGAGGUUUGCUCCGCCUACCUCGGUCUCCACGACAACGACCGCCGCCUAGCAGACCACUUCGGGGGGAAAUUGCAUCUAGGUUUCAUCGAAAUCCGUGAAAAACUUGAAAAACUGAGGAAAGCCGUGACGGAGAAACAGGAGCGCAUGCGGAUGAAAAGAAGAGAGGAACGGGACAAAGAAGAGGAGGGAGCAAGAGAGUGGGAGAUGGAGAGAGAGAGAGAAAGAGAGAGGGAGAGAGAGCGCGAGAGAGAAAGAGAGAGAGAGAGGGAGAGAGAGAGAGAACGCAGGAGGUCAAGAUCUAGAAGUGGUGACCGCUAUCGGGAUGUAGGCAGCUCAUCGUCUCAUCGCUCUCGUCGACACCGCGAGGAUGGAGAGAGGGAGAGAGAGAGGAAACACAGACACAAAGAUCGGCAUCGCUCUCGCUCUCACUCACACAGGAGCAAAAGGAAGAGGUCUUCACACACCAGAGAUCAAGAGCCUUCUCUGCCUCAGGAGAGAUGGAGGGAGAACGCACCAGAAGAGAGAUGGAGAGAUAACGGACGGAGGGAGAUGGAGAGAGAGAUAUCCCCCUCCACCCCCGACAUGAGCCAAAUGAGAGAGCGAGAGAGGUCCGUCUCGCUGGAGAGAGAGCAGCGCUCCAGUUCAGAGGAGAGAGAGUCAGGAGAGAUCUAGAACACAAUGAGAGAUACUUUACAUACUGUAGCCACUGUUCCCUGUUCUGUCUCUUACAGCCAACAUUGAUCAGUCAGUAACUGGAUAUCAGUGACACAUCACACCAUCAGUCUGUUCACAGAAGAGUUUCUGGACUGAUCUGAGCUGUGUGAGAGAGAGAGCACGAGUGUGUAUCUUACCACCCGGUUAUUUGUGCAUCAGUGGAAGCCAGACGGCUACAGAGAGGAAGCCAGUCACAGUUUUCAGAUUGUGUGUGUGUAUGAGUGUGUGAGACCAGCAUAAAGUUUAUUUGAGAUACAGAGACAAGACAAAAAUACAACAGUUAGACAUGUUGAGUAGACAUUUACACACACAUGUGUAUAAAUCAUUCAUAAAUCCAUACGUAUGUACAUUUUCACAUUGAAUUAAAUGUCACAAUUUACAUAAAAUGGCUUUAUGCAUGAUUUAGACACAUUUUGUGAAUAAGAUCAAUUGGGCCUAAUUCAUUAAACGCAAGCAGAAAUAAUUUGUGUAAAUCGUUCAUAAAUCCAAUCGUACGUAAAUUGUGCCAUUGAAUACAACGUGCCAAUUUAAGUACGAUUUUUAUGAAUGGUUUAAAACAUUUCUGCUUGUGUUUAGUGAAAUGGUGCCCAUUGGAUUGCUCAAGAUGGUCCAGAUUGAUGGGCAAACCAAACUAAUGACAGGUGAAAGUACAGCAAGCAGAAAGAGUGAAUUUAGAAGUAGUUUAUUUUUGUCGCGAAAAGGAAGUGGAUACUUGCCGGAAUAACUAAACCACCGUCAAGAGACAUUUUCUAGCUUUUUAAGCUGGCUCCUCUGUUUAUCUUUUGUUUUUAAGAAUUACAUUUCCUAAAAUUGACCUUUUUGAUAUGGAUAUUCUUUUUUUUUUUCUCUAAUUUUUCCCUGCUUUCAUUUGAUAUGGAUUAAACUCGGAGCUGAUCUGAGCAGUAAACUAGAUAAAAAUGUGACUUUACACACAAACCAAACCACCACACAGAAGCGUGCACGUUUGUAGCUUGGCUUACGUUAUGAGCAAUCUGGCUUUCAUGGUACCAUUAUGUGUGUGAAGUUUCUUUCCCCUUUUUAAUCACUCUUUCUUUUUGCUGUGUUGAGAAGUUUUCUGGAAACUUCAACUUGCCUACUCUAUGAAACAAUA
Molecule: messenger RNA, 2863 nt
Organism: Myxocyprinus asiaticus (Chinese sucker)
Lineage: Eukaryota; Metazoa; Chordata; Actinopteri; Cypriniformes; Catostomidae
Product: LUC7 domain-containing protein
Exons: 10
Coding region: 469-1710 (413 amino acids)
Biological process (GO): mRNA splice site recognition
Cellular component (GO): U1 snRNP; U2-type prespliceosome
Molecular function (GO): mRNA binding
Source: RefSeq, a predicted model, not a curated record